AUGUCUCUUACCCAGCGACGCUCGCUCGCGGUAGAAAAGUUUCUUGUUCGUAAAAUGUUUUUUCUUAUUAUUUUGAGUGUUGUUUUAUUUUUUGUAAUCAAAGCUUGGUAUAAAAAUCAUUAUCAGUAUUGGAUUAAAAGAGGUUUUCCAUCUGAUACCCCCAACUUCCCCCUUGAUUCGCUUUCAGGCACUGGAUUGACACUUCAUAGUGCUGAAAAGUUUGAUGAAUAUUAUCAACAAUUUAAAGGUCAACCAAUCGUCGGUUUAUUUUUUGUGUUCACACCGGCUCUUGCUGUUUACGAUCCACGCUUAAUUCAAGCGAUUCUUGUCAAAGAUUUUUCAUACUUUCAUGAUCAUUAUUUAUAUUACAAUGAACAAGACGAUCCAUUGUCAGCACAUUUACUAGCAAUUGAGGGUCAGAAAUGGAAAGACAGAAGAAUCAAAUUAACUCCAAUUUUCACUUCGGGAAAGAUGAAAAUGAUGUUCAAUACGAUAAAUGAGAUUGGCGAGAAGUUUGUGAAAGCAAUUGAGAAAGAUUUGAAAUUGAGUGAAGAACUGGAAGUGUCCGAAUGGCUUGCCCGAUACACUACAGAUGUCAUUGGAAAUAUUGCAUUUGGAAUUGAUUGCAAUUGUUUAGAGAAUCCCGAGACAGAUUUCCGAAAACACGGCAGGAAAAUCUUCAAAGUCGACACCCCCGCAAGUGCCUUGAAAAUGUUAUUCGUGAAUUCUUUUCAAAAGUUUUCCAGGAAAAUGGGAUUUAUGUUUAACGACAAAGAUGUUGCCGACUUCUUUAUGAAUGUUUUCACAGAAACCGUAGAUUAUCGUCAAAAGAACAACACGGAACGAAAUGAUUUGAUUCAGAUCCUAAUCCAAUUAAAGAACAAUGGUUUGUUGUCACACGAAGAAGCAGCAGCUGAAGCUUUUAUCGUUCAUGUUGGUGGUUUUCACACUUCCGCAUCGUUAAUGAAUUUUAUCUUGUACGAGUUGGCUUUAAAUCACGACAUACAAGUCAAACUUCAUGAAGAAAUUGUGAAGAAAAUCAAUGAAAAUGGUGGAAAUUUGACGUACGAUUUGAUUUCUCAGAUGAAGUAUCUUGAGAUGGUUGUAAAUGAAGCUUUAAGAAAAUAUCCGCCAGUCAAUGUCAUUACAAGAAAAUGUACAAAAGAGUAUAAAAUUCCUGGUUCAAAUCUUGUAGUUCCAGAAGGCACUCAAAUAACAAUUCCGACAUAUUCAAUGCAUCGAGAUCCUCAAUUCUUUCCCGACCCUUUAAAAUUUGAUCCCGAGAGAUUUAAUGACGAAAACGUGAGCAACAUUCGACCAUUCACUUAUUUACCUUUCGGUGAAGGUCCAAGAAUUUGCAUUGGAGUUCGAUUUGCUUUAAUGGUAACUAAGAUUGCACUUGUAAAACUGAUGACAGAGUUUGAAUUCGACAAAAGCUUCAGGACACCCAUCCCUAUGAAAUUCUCAGUUAAAAGCUUAGUGUUAUCACCUGAGAAUGAAGAUUUGUUCCUCAAGAAACUUUCGAAUUUUUGGAAUGAAAAAGGUUUCCCAUCACCAAAGUAUUCCUUUCCCUUCGGCGCAUUGAAAGGAGUUGGAACAGUGACUACAAAUUUUGAGGCUAUAGAUAGUUAUUACAAGAAAUACAAGGGAAAAGCUCCUGGCGUUGGACUUUUCUUCUUCUUGAAACCAACUUACUUGGUCAUAAGUCCUGAACUUGUAAAAAAUAUUUUGGUGAGAGAUUUUGGCUCGUUUCACGAUCGCGCAUUUUAUUACAACAAAGAAGAUGAUCCAACUUCAGCAAAUUUGCUAACACUUGAAGGACAAGAAUGGAGGGAGAGAAGAAUUAAACUUUCACCGAUAUUCACAUCAGGAAAAAUGAAAAUGAUGUUUGACACUGUUGAUAAGCUUGGUGACAAGUUAAUUGAUGUGUUGAAAAAUAAAACCAAGGAAAGCCCAUCGUUGGAGACGCGAAAUUAUGCUGCAAGAUUUACAAGCGAUGUUAUUGGGAAUGUUGCCUUUGGCUUAGAAUGCAAUUGUCUUGAUAAUCCAGAUUCAGAAUUUUUAAAGCAUGGGCGAAGACUUUUUGACGUAACACCAUAUGAAUUGCUUCGAUUUAUUUUCUCAUCUUCAUUUCCAAACUUAGCACGAAAGCUUCAUCUUCCUGCUAAUACGGAAGAACCAACAAAUUUCUUUAAAAACGCUUUUCUUCAGACAAUUGAAUAUCGCGAGAAAAACAAUAUCAAAAGAAAUGAUUUUGUUUCGUUGCUUUUAGGAAUGAAAGAACAUUUUACUCCAUUGGAACUCGCAGCAGAAAGCUUUCUUGUGUAUAAUGGUGGCUUCGAAACAAGCUCAACACUUAUCACAUUUGCUUUGUUGGAGCUUGCACUUAAUCCCGAUAUUCAAGAUAAGCUUCGCAAAGAAAUAAAUUUAUCAUUGGAAGAGAAUGAGAACAAACUGACAUAUGAUGCCCUUUUUGGCAUGAAAUAUCUUGAGAAAGUGAUGAAUGAAACUUUAAGAAAGCAUCCACCAAUUCCAAAUACAGUUAGGAGAUGUGUGAAAGAUUAUCCGAUCCCUGGAACGAGUUUAAUCCUUCCAAAAGACACAAACAUUGAAAUUCCAAUUUAUUCUUUGCAUCAAGAUCCGGAACAUUAUCCAAAUCCAUCGAAAUUCGAUCCAGAAAGAUUUUCUCCUGAAAUGGUUAAGGCUCGUGAUUCGGCAACUUUCAUUCCCUUCGGAGAUGGGCCAAGAAAUUAUACAACACCGACGAAGAAUUUAAUAGAAGAAAAAUCUAUUCAACAACAAAACGACAUUUCAGACAAUACAGCAUUUUUAUUUCCUGCGCUAUCACCAGAAAGUAUUACAGAUCUUCUAAAAAACACAAAAGAAGACACUGAGAUAAAAGAAGAAAAUCAAUCUCUGAAUAUCUCAGACAGCGUGGUGGAAAUUACACGUGAUAACGAAACAAUGGAUGUCGGUGUUAAGUUUGAUAAACUCAACAGUGAAAAUUAUCAUGCAUGGAUAAGUCUCAUUCGAGCUGUGCUUGAAAUUAAAAAGCUGUGGAUUGACAUCGAUCAAGAAGCUGAAUUAUCACCAGCUCAAGUGGAAACAGCAAGAAAAGCUUACUUUGAUAUCUUGCUUCGAGUUGAUACUGAACACGUUUUGUUUCUUGAAUCAGUUGCACAGUUUGAUUCAGUAAAAGCACUACGAGCAUUACGUGAAAAGUAUGAAGGAAAAGGGGCGAUAUCAGCUUUUGAGACAUUAUGGUCAGCUCUCCACACAACGUAUUCAAGUGGACCAGUUGAUAAAUAUAUCGACAAAAUAAGAUGCUACUACAAACGUCUCAAUGAAAAAGGAUUAAAAUUUCCUGAGAUGCAAUCAGUAUGCAAUCUCAUGAUGGGAUUACCACGUGAGUAUGAUCACAUUUUUACCAUCUUCUUACAAAUGGAAGAUGAUAAAAUUAAAUUUGAAAAAGUGGCAAAUGCUGUAAUUGGGGAACAACGAAGAAAUGUUUUAGCUUCAAGUAAAUCAUUCAAUUCCCAAUCUGAUCCACGUGAAAGUGUUGCAGCUACUUCUUCCCAUGAAAAUAAACCUUUAAACAGGUUUGAACGAAAAAAGAUGUUCAAGUGUGACCAUUGCGGAAAAAAGGGUCAUACGAUUGAAAGAUGUCUUCUUAAAAAUAAUCAGAAUGAAAAGUUUCAAAAAAAGCCAUUGAAUAAUUUUCGUAAAUCUGACAAACAAUCAUCAAACUAUUCUUCUAUAAAUGAUUGUGAAGUAACAGAUUCAACAUCAAUGUACGCGUCAUCUUUUCAUUCUGCGUUUCCUUGCAUUGGAAAUAAUUUUCGUUUUCCACCAAAUGCAACGCAGCGUAAAAGUGCAUUAAAUCGCUUAGCACCACGUAACGUAGGCUUACGCAUCAAAGAUGGUCGCAUGAACGAAAAGAUCGCACCGCCUUUUAAACGUGAAACUAGGGCUAACUCGACUGUUUUGAAAAAUAAAAUUGCUUCUGUCAUCAUUCAACCUGAUCGCGGCCAUCAUAUUCGCAAGGUGAUUUAUAAAAAGGCUCCGCCUUCAAAAAAAAUGGAUGAUAAGAAUCAAUCAGCUAUUAUUCAGCAAGAGAAAAAAUUUUCCUUGCCAAAUAUUCCUGAAAAGCAAUUUAUAAAAAGUGAAUGUAAAUUUAAUAUUCCACCAACUCCUGCAAGCAUUGACAUGAGGUUUGAUUUAAUGCAAUCAAAGAUUGGCGUUGUCAAACUUAUUCAACAUUUUCAGUUCUCACAAUGCGUUAAAACUUCUAUUCCAGUUAGAGACUUUACAUCGUUUCAUGAUCGAGGAUUUUACUCAAACAAAAAAACUGAUCCUUUGUCAUGUAAUUUGUUAACGUUAGAAGGUCAAGAAUGGAAAGAUCAUCGCACAAAACUCAGUCCAGUAUUUACAACAGGAAAAAUUAAAAUGAUGUUUGAUUUAGUUGACUCCAUUGGUGACAAGUUUGUCAAAGCAAUUGACAAAGAAUUAAACAAAACAUCAGUGUUUGAAAUUCGUGAAUUGAUGGCAAAGUUUUCAACUGACGUCAUAUCAAAUAUUGCUUUUGGGAUUGACAGUAAUUGCCUGGAAGAUCCAAACUCAGAAUUCUUAAAGAUGGGAAAACGACUUUUUAAUUUAUCGUCAUAUGAAAUGAUGAGACUCUUGUUCACUUCAAGUUCUCCAGAAGGUGGAAGAAUGCUUGGAAUGGUGGCAAAUCCAAAAGAACCUUGUGACUUUCUUCGCAGAGUCUUCACAGAAACUUUAAAAGAAAGAGAAUUGAAAGGAACACAAAGAAAUGAUUUCGUUCAACUUUUAUUUAAACUUCGUGAAACUGUCCCGCUCUCUUUAGAUGAAAUGGCUGCGGAAGCUUUCAUAUUUUUCGCUGGAGGAUUUGAAACGAGUUCAUCUACAUUGACGUUCCUUUUAUUCGAACUUGCCCAAAGUCAUGAGAUUCAACAGCGAAUGAGAAGAGAGAUUCAAGAUGGAAUCGAAGCUAAUGAUGGAAAACUUACUUAUGAUCUUCUAUUCAAUUUUGAAUAUUUAGAUAUGGUAGUGAAAGAAGCUUUAAGGAAAUAUCCAAUCAUUCCUGCCAUGUCGAGAAAGUGCACACAAGAAUACAAAAUUCCCGACACAGAUUUGAUCAUUGAAAAGGUUGCUUUAAUUUAUUAUUGGUUCAAGAAGAAGCUUUCUUUUUGGGAAAAUCAUGGAUUUUUAUCAGUUCCGGGAAAAAUUCCUUUUGGAAGUAUUGGGGAAAUGGGAAGAAAAGAACAUUCGUGUGUUGUUUUGAAACAGUUUUAUGAUAAAUUCAAGGAUAAAACGCCUGCAGUUGGAGUUUAUUUUUUAGCGCAGCCAGUCUUAAUUCCUACGGAUCUCGAACUUUUGAAAGACGUCUUUGUGCGACACUUCGAUACCUUCCAUGAUCGUGGAUUUUAUGUCAAUGAACGAGACGAUCCAUUGACUGGACAUUUGUUCUUUGUAAGUGGUCAAAGAUGGAAAGAUUUAAGAGCAAAAUUAAGUCCAACAUUUACGAGUGGAAAAAUAAAAAUGAUGUUUGGAACUGUUUCUGAUAUUUGUGAUCGAAUGAUCGACUUUAUCAAGUCAACUGCAAAUCCAAAAGGUGACGUUGAAAUGAAGGAAGUUCUUUCGUCAUUCACCACUGAAGUUAUAAGUUCAGUAGCUUUUGGACUAGAAACAAAAUCUCUUGGAAAUCCAAACAAUGAAUUCAGGAAAAUGGCAGAUGAAAUUUUCAAUCCACCCUGGUAUGAAACCAUAAAAAUGAUAUUCAUGAAUAAUUUUCCCAGUGUCGCAAAAUAUUUGAAGUUACGUAUAAGUUCUAAAAAGACAACAGAUUUCUUCAUGGGUGUCAUUCAGAACACAAUGAAUUAUAGAAAAGAAAAUAAUAUUCAACGAAAUGAUUUCCUUCAACUGAUGAUUGAAAUGAAGAAUAAUGGGAAUGAAAUAUCUGAUAAUGAGAUUGCUGCGAAUAGUUUCUUGUUUUUCUUAGCUGGAUUUGAGACAUCCUCAAGUGUUGCAACUUUUGCAUUAUAUGAACUUGCUUUAAAUCAAGAUAUUCAAGAACGAUUGAGACAAGAAAUUGAAGAAAUCUUGUCAAAAUAUGAUGGUAAAGUGACGUAUGAUGGAAUCAUGGAAAUGAAAUAUUUGGAUAUGGUGUUCAGUGAAACUUUGAGAAAGUAUCCAGUAGUUGAUAUUCAAUUUAGAAAAAGCACAAAAGAUUAUCCAAUUCCGAACACUCAUCUAACAAUACCAUCUGAAACUCUAAUCAUUAUUUCAUCACAAGCAAUACAUCACGACGAAAGAUUCUGGGAUAAUCCAAAUGAAUUCAAUCCUGAAAGGUUUACCGAAGAAAACAUUAAGAAACGUCCUCCAUUUGCAUAUAUUCCAUUUAGUGAAGGUCCACGCAUUUGUAUUGGAUUGCGUUUUGGCAUGAUUCAAACGAAGAUUGCGCUCGUUAAAUUACUUGGCUCUUAUAAAUUUUCGCCGUGCAGCAAAACGACAAUUCCAAUGAAAUAUGUUCCAUCAGCUGCAUUUCAAACACCUUUUAUAUCAAGUCUCAGUACCCGUCAGACUGUUCAUAAAAUGUUUUUCUAUCUUCUUGUUAUAGUUGCUUUAAUUUAUUACUGGUUCAAGAAGAAGUUUUCCUUUUGGGAAAAUCAUGGAUUUUUAUCAGUUCCGGGAAAAAUUCCUUUUGGAAGUAUUGGGGAAAUGGGAAGAAAAGAACAUUCGUGUGUUGUUUUGAAACAGUUUUAUGAUAAAUUCAAGGAUAAAACGCCUGCAGUUGGAGUUUAUUUUUUAGCGCAGCCAGUCUUAAUUCCUACGGAUCUCGAACUUUUGAAAGACGUCUUUGUGCGACACUUCGAUACCUUCCAUGAUCGUGGAUUUUAUGUCAAUGAACGAGACGAUCCAUUGACUGGACAUUUGUUCUUUGUAAGUGGUCAAAGAUGGAAAGAUUUAAGAGCAAAAUUAAGUCCAACAUUUACGAGUGGAAAAAUAAAAAUGAUGUUUGGAACUGUUUCUGAUAUUUGUGAUCGAAUGAUCGACUUUAUCAAGCCAACUGCAAAUCCAAAAGGAGACGUUGAGAUGAAGGAAGUUCUAUCGUCAUUCACCACUGAAGUUAUAAGUUCAGUAGCUUUUGGACUAGAAACAAAAUCUCUUGGAAAUCCAAACAAUGAAUUCAGGAAAAUGGCAGAUGAAAUUUUCAAUCCACCCUGGUAUGAGACAAUAAAAGUUUUGUUCAUGAGUCAAUUUCCAAGUGUCGCAGACUUUUUGAAGUUACGUAUAAAUUCUAAAGAAACAACAGAUUUCUUCAUGGGUGUCAUUCAGAACACAAUGAAGUAUAGAAAAGAAAAUAAUAUUCAACGAAAUGAUUUCCUUCAGCUGAUGAUUGAAAUGAAGAAUAAUGGAAAUGAAAUAUCUGACAAUGAGAUUGCUGCAAAUAGUUUCGUGUUUUUCUUAGCUGGAUUUGAGACAUCGUCAAGUGUUGCAACUUUUGCAUUAUAUGAACUUGCUUUAAAUCAAGAAAUUCAAGAGCGAUUGAGACAAGAAAUUGAAGAAGUUUUGUCAAAAUAUGAUGGUAAAGUGACGUAUGAUGGGAUCAUGGAAAUGAAAUAUUUGGAUAUGGUGUUCAGUGAAACUUUGAGAAAGUAUCCAGUAGUUGAUAUUCAAUUUAGAAAAAGCACAAAAGAUUAUCCAAUUCCGAACACUCAUCUAACAAUACCAUCGGAAACCACAAUCAUUAUUUCAUCACAAGCAAUACAUCACGACGAAAGAUUCUGGGAUAAUCCAAAUGAAUUCAAUCCUGAAAGGUUUACCGAAGAAAACAUUAAGAAACGUCAUCCAUUUGCAUAUAUUCCAUUUAGUGAAGGUCCACGCAUUUUGCUUGUUUAUCUUUUUUUCAAGCAAAAGUUUUCUUUUUGGGAAAAGCAUGGAUUUCCAUUCAUUCCCGGAAAAUUCCCAUUGGGAAGUGCAAAUGACUUAGGAAGAAAAUUUCACUCGUCAGUUUUGUUUAAAAGAUUUUAUGAUGAACAUAAAGAAGACGCACCUGGUGGUGUUGGUAUGUACUUAAUGACGGAUCCAGUAUUUUUACCAACUGAUCCAGAAGUUGUGAAAGAUAUUUUUGUGCGACAUUUUGAAAGUUUCCAUGAUCGUGGAUUUUAUUUCAAUGAACGAGACGAUCCAUUGACUGGACAUUUGUUUACUGUAAGUGGACAACAAUGGAAAGAUCUACGAAUUAAAUUAAGUCCAACAUUUACAAGUGGAAAAAUGAAAAUGAUGUUUGGAAAUGUUUCUGAUAUUUGUGAUCGAAUGAUUGACUUUAUCAAGCCAACUGCUAAUCCAAAAGGUGAUGUUGAGAUGAAGGAAGUUCUUUCGUCAUUCACCACUGAAGUCAUAAGUUCAGUAGCUUUUGGACUAGAAACAAAAUGUCUUGGAAAUCCUAAAAAUGAAUUCAGGAAAAUGGCAGCUGCAGUUUUUGAUCCUCCAGUGUGGGAAGUUGCGAAAUUUCUUUUCAUGACAGCUUUUCAAGAUUUAUCCAAAUUUCUACGACUAUCACUCAACUCGAAAGAAACAACAAACUUCUUCAUGGGUGUCAUUGAGAACAGCUUGAAAUAUCGAGACACAAACAACGUUCAACGAAAUGAUUUCCUUCAACUUUUAAUUCAUAUUAGAGACAGUGAGAGUGGAUUGAGCUUUAAUGAAAUCGCAGCAAAUAGUUUUGUGUUUUUCGUAGCAGGAUUUGAGACGUCAUCAAGUGUUGCAACGUUCGCAUUAUAUGAGCUUGCUUUAAACCAAGAAAUUCAAGAACGAUUGAGACAAGAAAUUGAAGAUACUGUAGCAGCACAUGACAAUAAAGUCACCUACGAGGGCAUUAUGGAAAUGAAGUACUUAGACAUGGUAUUCAAUGAAACUCUCCGAAAAUAUCCCGUAGUCGAUUCACAAUUCAGAAAAUGCAAUCGAGAUUAUAAAAUUCCAAACACGAACCUCACAAUUCCCAGUGGGACUUCAGUUAUUAUAUCAGCACAAGCUUUACAUCAUGAUGAAAGAUUUUGGGAGAAUCCAAGUGUUUUCGAUCCCGAACGUUUCACUGACGAGAAUGUUAAGAAACGUCAUCCUUACGUUUAUAUUCCAUUCAGUGAAGGUCCAAGAAUUUGUAUCGGAAUGCGUUUCGGUGUGAUGCAAACAAAAAUCGCUCUUGUGAAAUUGCUACAAAACUUCAGAUUCUCGCCUUGUGAAAAGACAACAAUACCGAUGAAAUUCGUUCCCAAAUCUGUAUUCUUGAAUCCAGUUGGAGGCAUUUAUAAAAUAAUUCUGAAGUUGUAUUGGAUAAUUGAAGUUUCUCUCAUUUCGAAUGAAAAUGUUUUCGAGUCGCAGUACGUUAGAAGAAUUCAAGUCAUCAACAUGAGUUUAAAUCUUUUCUUAACGUUAGCCGCUUUAGCUAUUGGACUUUUAGUUUAUUAUGUGAAAAGGAAAUAUGAAUAUUGGAAAGAUCGUGGAUUUGUAAGCACAAAAGUUGAUUUUCCAUAUGGAAGUAUAAAAGGUGCUGGUUCAACAAUCCAUUUCUCACAAGUCAUGCAAAAGAUUUAUACAGAAUAUGGAAAUAAUACAAAAGCUGUUGGAUUAUAUUUCUUCAUUUCACCAAUCAUGCUGGUGACAGAUUUAGAACUUGUCAAACAUGUUCUUGUGAAAGAUUUUGGUUCCUUUCAUGAUCGUGGAGUUUACUAUUGAGCGGAAUGGAAACAAAUGAGAACGAAAUUAACACCCACGUUUACAAGCGGAAAAAUGAAAAUGAUGUUUAAUACUGUGAAAAAUGUUUGCCAAGAAAUGAUUGACUUUAUGAACAAAAAUGAAAAUUCAGUUGAAAUCGAACUUAAUGAUAUUCUCGGUCGAUUUACAACUGACGUUAUUGGCAAUGUUGCUUUCGGCUUAGACAUAAAUUCAAUGAAAAAUCCUGAAUCAAAAUUCAGAGAAAUGGGAAAAAAGUUCUUCAAUCCAUCAGCAUUGAUGAUUAUGAAAUCGGUUUUCAUGACUUCUUUUAAAGAAUUGUCCUUGAAACUUAAACUCAAAGUAACAGACGCUGAAGUUUCCGACUUCUUCAUUUCAUCAGUAAGACAAAAUAUAGAAUAUCGUGAAACGAAUAACAUCAACCGUGAUGAUUUCUUCAAUCUACUCUUACAAAUAAAAAAUAAAGGAAAGGUAAACGAUGAUUCCGAUGAAUCACUUGGUAACUUAACAGUUGAAGAAUUAGCUGCUCAAGCAUUUUUAUUCUUUUUAGCUGGUUUCGAAACUAGUAGUUCAGCAAUGACUUUUGCUCUCUAUGAAUUGGCAUUGAAUCAAGAUAUCCAAGAUAAGCUUCGUGAAGAGAUUCAAUCAACGAUUAGUAAUCAUAACAACGAAAUCACUUAUGAAUCAAUGAUCGAAAUGAAGUAUUUGCAAAUGGUUAUUGAUGAAACUUUGAGGAAAUUUCCACCACUCGACAAUUUACUCAGAACACCUUCGCAUGAUUACAAAAUUCCUAACACAGAUCUUGUGAUUGAAAAAGGAGUUUUGACAGUAGUUUCUAUUUAUGCUAUUCAUAUGGAUCCAAAACUUUAUCCAGAUCCAGAGAAGUUUGACCCUGAAAGAUUCUCUGAAGAAAAUAAGAAAAAUCGUCAUCCAAUGGCUCAUAUUCCAUUUGGCGAAGGUCCAAGGAAUUCUUAUUUUUGGGUUCGUAAAAAGUUUUUGUUUUUCGAAGAAAAUGGCUUUUUGUAUGAAAAGCCGACAUUUCCAUUCGGAAAUUUGAAAGGUGUUGGCUCAACCACUCAUAUUGUUUAUCGAUUAAGAGAAUAUUAUGACAAGUUUAAAGGAAAAGCACCGGCGUUUGGAAUUUAUUUCUCGAUUGCGCCUGAUGUCGUUAUAACUGACCUUGAUGUCAUAAAAGAUGUUUUAAUGAAGAAUUUUGAUAUUUUUCAUAAUCGUGGAAUUUAUUAUAAUGUUAAAGAUGAUCCAUUGACCGGACAUUUGGUAGCUUUAGAAGAUAAUGAUUGGAGAAAUAUGAGAGCAAAAUUGACACCAACUUUUACAAGUGGAAAGAUGAAAAUGAUGUUUCAAACUUUGGUUGAUGUGUCUGAGUUGAUGCUUAAACAACUUGAGAAGGAUCCAAACUUAAACAUGACAGAAAUUAAAGAUAAAUUAAGUAAAUACACAACGGAUGUCAUUGGAAAUGUGGCUUUUGGACUUGAACUGAAUUCAAUUGCUGAUCCCGAUUCGAAAUUCCGCAAAAUGGGAUCGAAAAUCUUCAAACAAGACAAGAAUGUGCAAAUUAAAAUUUUUCUACUCACAAGCUUCAGAAAUCUCGCUAGGAAGUUGAAAAUGAAAUUUCUACCAUCAGAUGUUUCAGAAUUCUUCUCGAAAGUUAUACUCGAGACGAUUGAUUAUCGUUUAAAAAACAAAAUUGAACGCAACGAUGUUUUAGACAUUCUUCUGAAAAUUUACGAUCCAGAAUGUCAUGAAGAAGGAAAGCUUUCGUUAAACGAACUUACUGCGCAAUGUUUUUUAUUUUGGAUUGCUGGAUUUGAAACGAGCAGUUCAGCUGCAACUUUUGCUUUGUAUGCCUUGUCGAUACAUCAAGAGAUUCAAGACAAGCUACGAAAUGAAAUAAAAAGCGUUUUGAAGAAUCACAACGAUGAGCUCACUUAUGAAUCAAUGCAAGAAAUGAAAUACCUUCAAAUGGUUCUUGAUGAAACGCUUCGUUUAUACGCGCCAGCGCCACAACUUAUUCGAAAGGCUUCAAGUGACUACAACAUUCCCAAUACAAAUCUUAAAAUCCUCAAAGAUAUGCUGGUCAUUAUUCCGAUUAAUGCAAUUCACAUGGACCCAGAAUACUAUCCAAAUCCUGAAAAAUUUGAUCCCGAACGCUUCUCAGAAGAUCAGAAACGAAACAGACAUCAAAUGGCUUACAUGCCUUUCGGUGAUGGUCCCAGAAAUUGUAUCGGCAUGAGAUUCGCUUUGAUGCAAACGAAAAUAGCUUUGAUUCAAUUACUGAAAAAUUUCAAGUUUUUCCCUUCACCGAAAACAGAAAUUCCUUUGAAGUUUGAUCCGAAGUCAUUCAUUUUAGCACCAGCGAAUGGCAUGUGGUUAAAAGUUGAAAAAAUAUAAAUAAAUAAAUCCGCUUGUUCUUGUAAUUAAUUGUGGGAAUAAAUAAGUUUACUUGUCACGCAAUAUUUACUUAACCAUCUGUAGAUUGAAUGACAAAAAAAUUGUUUGUGAAUAAAACUAACACAAACAUCGACAGUCAAGAGA
Molecule: messenger RNA, 12312 nt
Organism: Clunio marinus
Lineage: Eukaryota; Metazoa; Arthropoda; Insecta; Diptera; Chironomidae
Source: the annotation of a GenBank genome assembly